This is a messenger RNA of Cydia pomonella (codling moth), 7922 nucleotides long. It is a transcript of the gene Ldlr, whose product is annotated as nidogen. Bases 1790 to 6145 code for a protein of 1451 amino acids. The transcript has 7 exons. Gene Ontology annotation, molecular function: calcium ion binding. Lineage: Eukaryota; Metazoa; Arthropoda; Insecta; Lepidoptera; Tortricidae. Gene Ontology annotation, biological process: cell-matrix adhesion. The record is from RefSeq and is a predicted model, not a curated record.
UUUUAACAAGAUCGGUGAAUCGAAUUAUGUACUAUUAAUAUUUUAUCAAAAUAUUUUCGACAACAGAAAUAUUAGUAAUUAUAACACAAAACCGAUUAGGAAAGAAAAUUAAUCGCAUAAGUCGAUUAUCUUUCCAAAAACUCGUUAUUUAACUGUAUAGCGAAUAAAUUAUUAUUUUUUCAAUACUGAUGAAGUUAAAGUGACGUCACAAAGUUUGUGACUCCCCCCUCCCCCUUGUCACAACAUGGCCGCAAGGCAUCGGCCGCCGACAUAUACAAGUAACAUCAUACACCUACAAAUGAUACCUAGUAAUAGUGAUAGUAGUUUUAAAAUAUAUAUAGAACAUAGCAAAAGGUGUAAAUUAUAUAUAUUAAACUAAGAAUAAGUUGCUUUCUAAUGAUCUGCCGGCAGCGAUAAGGAAUGAAUGGACAGACAAGAGCCACGACGUUGUCAUUAAUGGGGACAGACAAAUAAGCGUAGCUCUCCUCGUACCUUGGUCAUAUAAAGAAGGUACUCAUUUAGUAUAAAAAUGUAGGUGGUUAGGACCUUGUGCACGCAUAGGAGAGUGGGAGAUAACAAGUCGUUCGCGUAGAUGUUCCAGCUAACCUAUUAGGACACAUUUUUGUUAUAAAGCUGCUAAUAAUGUUUGUAUUGUUUGUUAAUUGUGACUCAGUUAUUUACACACAACAGCAAUACAUGUGCGAUCCACUUUAUAUCCUAAGGGUUCCCUUCCUAUUGUAAUUUGCACCACCUUUUUGUAAACUGUUUUCAAGAACCUAUUUAUAAACAUAUUCAAAAUGUACAAAUGUUACCUUUUUAAUCGAGGUAUAAAGUUGAUAAAGAAAACGAAAUCUACACAAGAUUAACAAAAACUAGUUAAUAAGGACUACUUGCGUUGUUUGCAUUGUGCAUCUAAAGAAAAUAAGGCAAAAAAGGAUUAAAAAAGUAAUAGGUAGUUAAUUAAAAUGUUAACCCAUUCCACUAUCACUAACGACCACUUGAAAACCGAGUGUAUAAAUUAUAACCCUGCUAAAUGUUUAAUAAAAAAUAAAGCUAUUCAGGAUAAGUAGUUAAAACCCAUAAGACAGCCGGAGUUUACAUUCCAGAGCGUUGCAGCAACUUUCCUGCGCGUACGCUUUCCACAUUCAUCUGUUUAUUUUAGUUGGCUUUUAUUGCCUGCUGCGAUGUCCUACGAAAGCUUGCUAAAGUAGCGAAGCGGAAGCGAUUUAAAAGGCGUAUACCUAAACUUUGGAUUCAAAGCUCCGUUACAACGAUUCCCUCCUCCAAAACUGAACCAGUGUAUCAAUGAAAAUAAUGAAAAGUAUUACUAUUUCGGUUUAUUUAACCGUUUAAAAUGAAAUGCUUGAAAUGUAAACUAUAUAUUUUAUUAUUAUUAUGCCUUUAAUUGCCUAUUAUAGGGCUUACUUGUUUUAUCUGCCAUUAAGUUAGUUAAAAUAAGCCCUAAUAAAAAAACACCCUGUUAAUCUAAACUAAAAGUCGUAAAUGUUGCUAAAGCGUAAGAAUCUUCUAUACCUACUAGUUACAUGCCGCACUUUUUAGCUGACUGUAAACACGCUACACCUGUGCAGCGAGUUUAAAUUUGCAAGUGAAGUUUAAGUUUGCAAUGUUUGCAUCUUUUUAGCGCGGCGUUUUAGGUUCAGCGAUGAGGAACGCUGAAAAUCGCGUACUGUACAAGCUCCUUAAUGAACCAAAAAUCGCUACCCGCUCCUCACUUUGUUCGGAACUUUAAUGGGUCAUUCCCUAUUAGUAACGCAUACAGCGCAGCGAAAUGCGGACGUGUGUGUUGGGAGUGGUGCUGCUGGCCGCGUGCGCGCGCGCCAUCACGCGGGACCAGCUCUACCCCUACGGGUCGGGGCUAGAUCUGCAGCUGCAGAGAGGCGCGGUGGUCGAGAGCCCGGAAGUGCGCCUGAGAGUACCCGUUGUGUUUUACGGAGAGACGUACGAUUCAGUUUUCGUUAACAACCACGGGAUACUUUCCUUCAGAGCAGACAUAUCAUCGUUUAUGAAUGCUGAGUUCCCGCUCCCAUAUCCAUCAAUAGCAGCGUUUUAUUCGAACGUGGACACUUCCACAUCAGGGGCGGUCUAUUACAGAGAAAGUAACGAAAAUCGUGUUCUCGCAAAAGCUGCAGAGAGUGUCCAAAAUAAUUUCCACGAAUAUUAUGACUUCCAACCCACUUCUGUAUUUAUUGUCACAUGGGCAGACGUAUCUUAUACUGAUGCGCAAGGCAACCAAAAGAACACUUAUCAAGCUGCCAUUAUUAGCAACGGCAACGAGAGCUUUGUGGAGCUGUUGUAUCCCGACGGUGACAUCCAGUGGAUUCAAAGAGAGACUUCGCCGGACAGCUUGCCAGACGCAAAGGCUCAGGCAGGCUUCGUCUCUGAAGACGGACAGAUGCUGCUACUUAGGGGCUCUGGCAGCCAUCAGAUAAGGAAUAUAAUUUCUUGGUCAAACACACAAGAACCUGGGAAGUACGUAUAUCGCGUAGGAAACGUGAUGCAAGAUGGAAACAUCGUAGUACCAGAUUUGUACAAUCAGAGUGAAGAGGAAUCCGAAGAAGAAUCUAGAACGUGUGCCCAAAGUGGGCCGAGUGUAUGCCACAUCAAAGCAAGAUGCGUUGACUACCAAGCUGGUAUUUGCUGCCAAUGCAAUGAAGGAUACUAUGGAAAUGGUAAAUCUUGUGUUAAGGAAGAUGUCCCACUACGAGUACACGGCAAACUGAAUGGCGUUGUCAACGAUGUGUCAUUAAAUGACGUGGAUAUUCAAGCGUACGUGGUGGUGGCAGAUGGCAGGUCCUAUACCGCUCUAUCACAAACCCCGGCCGCACUCGGAAACAACCUCCAAUUGGUCCACGUCCUUGGCGGAGUCAUAGGAUGGCUGUUUGCCAAGCCUCUGGGAGACGCCAGCAACGGUUACCAACUUACGGGAGGUGUAUUCAACCACACAGUAGAUAUAUUCUUCCCGGCUACAAACAAUCGCGUAACAAUCACUCAAGAAUUUAUAGGUCACGACGUUUUUGAUCAAAUUACCCUAGAUUGUGACAUUAGAGGAUCUCUGCCGAACGUAGGUGUCGGAGCUAAACUGCAAGUCACAGAAUACGAGGAACAGUACACGGUGAUAGAAGCCGGACUAAUACGAUCGGAGUCCACCCGAACCAUUGUUGACAAAUUAACAGGAGUGAGUUAUGAGCAAAGAAUACAGCAAACAAUCAAAUACAACACCUGCCACAAUGCACCACCAGAAGGUACGGUGUCAUCGACUUUGAAAGUUUCUAAGAAUUAUUUAGGAUACGAACCUAAAAAUAACAUUGUACGAUACGGAAUGAGCAAUAAAAUCGUUCCAUUAGGCCAAGAGGAUCCUUGCAUUUUUGGUAGGAGCACCUGCGGGCCUCACAGCUCUUGUGUAGUACAAGGGAGCUCAUUUGCGUGUAUAUGCCAAUCUGGCUUCUCAAACGUAAUACAAGAUGAUGCUUUGGUAUGUAUAGAUAUAGACGAAUGUGCUGCAAGCACGCACAACUGUGACACAAACGCUGACUGUUAUAAUCACGAUGGAGGAUUCCAGUGCCGUUGUCGCGAUGGCUUUGAAGGGAACGGAGUGACUUGCAGCCGCAUAUCGCAAUGCAGAGAGCAGUCUUGCAACCAAUUUGCUUCGUGCAUAGAAGGCUAUGGAGGAGAAUCCACGUGCUUGUGUAAUCCUGGAUAUACUGGAGACGGACAACGGUGUUGGUUGAUCAGCGCUUACACUUGCGACGUUCUACACAACUGCUCCCCUUACGCAUCCUGCAUUUUUUCACAAGUGAGCAACAGCCAUAUCUGCCAGUGUAAACACGGUUAUGUUGGUGAUGGCUAUUAUUGUUCCGUGGAUACUCAAACACAUCCCGGAACCAUACCACAGAUCACUACAACUCCUCAACCAAGCACCAACUACCCCGAUAACGAAUAUUUAACCCAUGGAUAUAACCAUAACAAUAACCAAGACACGGACAGCAACGAAUAUAACAAUAAUCAAGAAACCAGCAACAAUGAAUAUAACAAUAACCAAGGAACGGGCAACAACGAAUAUGGCAAUAACCAGGAAACGGGCAACAACCAAGAAACGGGCAACAACGAAUAUGGCAAUAACCAAGAAACGGGCAACAACGAAUAUGGCAAUAACCAAGAAACAGGCAACAACGAAUAUGGCAAUAACCAAGAAACGGGCAACAACGAAUAUGGCAAUAACCAGGAAACGGGUAGCAACGAAUCCGAAAAUGUGCAACAAUUCGUUUUGCCGAACUGCGGCUUCUUCGGCCUGGGCUGCACAUGUCCCGAGGGGUACUCCAGCUUUUUAGACGAGAAAAAUAACGAAUUGUGUCGCUUAGACGGAUAUGCCGAUCCACAUCUAUUGCAAAAAAAUAACGAUACUUCAAUUGCAUGCACAACGGAUUCAAACUGUCCACCAAAUGCAGAAUGUAAAUUUACGUUGGAUAUUGAUGGCCAAUACGUAUCACGCUGCGUUUGUCCCGAGGGCUUUGUAGGGAACUCCUACGAGUGUGUUGAACAACGUAGCGAAGUGUGCGCUUGCGGGCCCAACGCUCACUGCUACCAGACUGCAAAUGGACCAACUUGCGUUUGCGACGUAAGAUACCACGGCGAUGGAUACAUCUGUCGGCCAAAACUUGUCUGCACAAACAGCUCUGAGUGUGAAUCUCAUGCCGAAUGCCGGCCUGACGGCGCUAGCAACGAGUAUUUCUGCCAAUGCAUAGAAGGAUACAUCAAGGACGAAAACGAAGCGUGCAUCCCUGACCGCCAACUUUGUAAUGGAGGCGUGUGCGCCGAACACGCUUCUUGUCUCUAUGAUAAGACUCUUGAGAUCGGCUACUGCGCAUGUGAUGCAGGAUAUGAAGGCGAUGGAAUCUACGAGUGUAUACCUAGGGUCAACGGCCAAGAACGUCCAUAUGAAAACACAAUCACAACGUGCGAUGUCAUGCAAGAUUGCAACGAAAACGCGCAAUGCACACAAGCUGCAGACUUAUCAUAUCACUGUGUAUGUAGAGAGGGAUAUAUUGGAGAUGGUUAUGAUUGCAGGCCGGAACCGAGCUGUCGGAACGACCCUUACAUGUGCGAUGUACAUGCUUCAUGUCUCAAGCGCAACCAAGAAUACGUUUGCGAGUGUAACUCAGGUUAUUCAGAAGUAGCUUACGGCAAUGAAAGUCGAUGCGAACUGAACCCUAGACAAGCUGGCAAUUUCCUAGUGGCUAGUGAUGGCGUUUUUGUAUACCGAGUGCCCUUCAAGACCACCGCUUGGGAAUAUGCGACGCCCAUCAACAGCGCGAUCGACCAGAUCGCUGUCGGAAUAGACACAGACUGCCAGGCAGGCAAAGUUUACUGGGGUGACGUGGUCAGUAACUCUAUAAAGCGUGCCAGCUACGAUGGAUCAGCAUUUGAAUUAUUUUUGACAAAUGGAAUCAAGUCUCCGGAAGGAGUGGCCAUUGACUGGGCAUCUCGCAAUAUUUUCUGGACUGACUCUAAGAAGUUAACCAUUGAGGUAGCUAAUGUUGAUACUAAAGUGAGAAAAGUUUUGUUUUCUUCAGACAUCAGAAAUCCCAGAGGCAUUGCCGUGCAUCCAAGAAGAGGCAAAGUCUUCUGGACGGAUUGGAACCGAUUAAACCCUAAAAUCGAAUGGGCUAACAUGGACGGUUCUCAGCGAGGGGUUUUUGUUGACAACUCAGACGUGAAACUUCCGAACUCGCUAGCAAUUGAUUGGCUGAGAGACCGUUUGUGCUACACCGACGCGGGACUCUUUCUAAUCAAAUGUGUCAACCUAGACACCAUGGAGACUGAAACCAUAGUCACGAACUGCUUGCAUCCUUUCGGACUAGCAAUAAAUCAGGAAACUUUCUAUUGGACGGAUUGGAAAACGCUUAAAAUCGAAAACAUCGACACAGUGACGCAGAAGAAGGGUCAGCUAUCAAUCGCCACAGCGGCCAACAAGCUGUAUGGCGUUGCAGUGGCCCCCAAUGAAUGUCCCGGCGCCACCAACGUGUGUGCGCUACGCAACGGCAACUGCGAGGCAGACCAGCUGUGCCUGCCGGACGGCCGCGGCGGGAGGACGUGCGUGGCGGGAGAACAAAUUUACGGAUAUUAGAUGUUAAGCUAGUUCAGUGUUCUUUGUGAAUGCUGGUAAGACACUGAGGAAGCCCGCCCACUAAUGACGCUGCGGCAGGGCUUUUCUUUGAGACGGAUGGAAUGUGAUGGCCGUCGUUUUUACCGCUUAUGCCGCCUAGGAUUAGAAAUCCGUUACGUUUCGAGAAGUGUGCACUUGCUCGAAUUAGCUUACCUAUCUAAUAGUGAUAAAAACGCAACCAUAACAAGCCGCUAUGACCUUAGAAUUUGAAGAAAGUAGCAUCAUGAAGGUUAUCUGCCGUGGGCACGUUGCCGCAUCCUUAAUAAUGCUCUUUCCCACUAACGUCCAGUUUGUUGCGAGUACGGUUUUCUGCAGGAUCCCGUGUUAGUAGUAUACACAGUGCUUAUAUAGUAACGUUCACGCGAACAUUCUGUUUGUACUCAUACUACUUUUAAUCGGCAGUGUAUUAUAAUAUAGUUUAUCAGUGUGUUCAUUUUACAUUUCCACAAUAUCCCCGUCACAAAUGGGCACCGGCUUGGAAAGACAAGAGACAACAUUUUGGUAAAUUGGUUCAAGUAUAGUUUUUUAUUAAUUUUGUACAUUACAAUCUUCGAUUUCUCAUUUACCUAAACAUAAUCGCAUUAUAUGACUAUUCGUACACCUGAGCAUUUCUUAUUUUUAUUAAAAGGUACCCUAAGGUAACCUAGGUACUAUUAUCAUAUACCUAUCACACUACUACUUUAUAUACAAUAAAUGUAACGUACUAUUGUAGGUAGGUACUAGACAUAUUUAUUUUAGGUUACAUACAAUACUCAAUGUAAGAUUUAUUAUUAUAGGAUGCCUAAUCGAAUUCUGAGAAAUUUGAAUAAAAUGAUAUGUCGUUUACAGUACUUGCGGUAUUACAGAAGCUAAAGUAUAGACAUUGAUUUACGUUUUCACGGUAGCAAAAAAGGUCGGACUCGGCCACCACACCUUAAGAUUAAUUUGUAAAAGACGGCAACUACAAUGAGAGGUUCUCGAGAGGAACUUCAAGUUUUGGAAUUUUAGUUAAGAGAACAAUACAACUAUAGAACCCGCACAGAUUCAUCCAGAUAAGAGAGACCCUAUCGAUUUUGAAAUUAAACUUUUAUGUAAUUAUGACGUACAAUAACACUUGCACUGUCUGGGCUAUCAAAAUCGCUGCGAACUAAAACUUAGCUCGUUCUUAACUCUAGCGAUCUUUUCAGCGUCGACGUCUAGUCAGUGCUAUGGAAAAUGGUGUCGUGCUGCGCAGUUGCGCCAACGUUACAUCGAACAGCAGUCUUAAAGUUGACUAGACGCGGACGCUUGGAAGACGAUAGUGUGGGGUACAAACAAUCGAAACAUGUUAAGUUGAAUUUUAUUACACAAUUAUUAUUCCUCUUAAUAUCAUUAAUUAAUACGAAUAAUUGUGUAUAUCCAAUUACGUUAGCUGAGUCUGUGCGGAAAGAGAAGAGUCGUAUAAUGUAUGGGCUCGCUUACAUUCCACGACUCUUCUCUUUCCGCACAGACUCUAUUACAAUUUUACUGUGUCAUAAUUAAAUAGCUUCUUCCCACAUUUGUAAUAUAUAUUUUGUAAAAACUAUGUUCUGAAAUUGGCGCCUUUAUACUUUGCCGUGGUCGUCUGCGGCAACGAAAUGAUUUAUCGUCAUGAUGAAACAGGGGACCUAAAUGUACAAGAGUACAAUACUUAUACGACGAUAAAGUAUACGGACGACCACGAUAAAGUAUAAAAGUGCCCAAUAGAUAGACACUAAGUAAAUAAAAAGUGUGGAAAAUU